Paramisgurnus dabryanus is the source of this 4467-nucleotide messenger RNA. It is a transcript of the gene pan3, whose product is annotated as poly(A) specific ribonuclease subunit PAN3. Gene Ontology annotation, cellular component: P-body; PAN complex. Lineage: Eukaryota; Metazoa; Chordata; Actinopteri; Cypriniformes; Cobitidae. The record is from RefSeq and is a predicted model, not a curated record. Gene Ontology annotation, biological process: nuclear-transcribed mRNA poly(A) tail shortening; mRNA processing. Gene Ontology annotation, molecular function: metal ion binding; poly(A) binding.
AUUAGCGCUUAGCUGAGCAAGUGUAGACAGAAGACAACAACAACAGCAUGAUCCCAGCUAAAUGCCAGGCUGAAGAACUGCUAGGCCAGCAAUGGACCCCGAAAACAAGUAUCAAUGCAUGGCAACAAAUGUGCGGAUAUUGCUGACUGUUGAUCUGGUUCGAUGAGGACGCUGAUUUUAUUGCUACACGUACUUUGAGGUGACCAUUUCUUUCAAGUGUUUUAAAAUAUACUGCUGCUGAGUAUCUAUGAGCGAGCGUCUUCCGGCGGUAGCAGCAGCGGUGCCAUGAAUAGUGGACUCCCAGCUUCAGCUGCUGCGCUCGGGGGUGUCGGGAUACCCGGUGUGAAGGUGAAAUUUUGCCGUUACUACGCGAAAGACAAGACUUGUUUUUACGGAGAUGAAUGCCAGUUUCUGCACGAGGAGCCGUCUAUGGGAAGCCUUUCUCUGCACGGUGGCGCUGGCACUGGAGGAGGCAGCCCCGUGUCUUUAUCUUUAGCGGGUGGACCAGUGACGGCGGCAGUUUUUUCGCUUGGAGGCGGCGCGGGGAGUGGAGCUCCAGCAAGUGUUCCCAAAAAGGUCGAUUCACUCGGUCCCGCAGGAACGGCUUUGGAGGGACCGCUAUUGUCUAUCCCUGGUAUGGAGGGAGGUGCUCUAAAUGAUGCUAGUCUCACCAACUCAUACUUCAGCAGCACGUUUAUUGGGGUCAAUGGGUUUGGAGGCCCACCAGAGUCCAAGUAUUCAAUGAUGCAGAGGAUGACUACUAGUAGCAGUUCACCAAGUCUGCUAAAUGAUGGUGCCAAGAGCUAUAGCCACAGCACUCAUGAUCCUGUAAAUUCCCCGACAUCAUCUCUCUUCAGUGAUUUUGGUGCUUUGAGCCUAUCGCAGAGGAGAAAGGCACCUAACCCUGCAGCCAGCGAGUUUGUCCCUAAAGGGGCCCCACGUAUGGCCUCCAUGUCUCAAACGACUGUACCAGCAUUUGCUUCCCCCAUCUUCCCUCAUCCUGGCCUGAGCAGCUCCACUGCGGCUGCUCUCGCACCUGGUAUGUCCCUUUCUGCCGGGUCAUCUCCUCUGCACUCCCCUAAAAUCACCCCGCACACUUCCCCGGCCCCGAGGCGACGCAGCCACACACCCAAUCCAAACCCAGCCAAUUACAUGGUGCCCACCACUGCGUCUGAUCAGGGGGGCGGAGCUCACAUCAUUCAGAAGGAGACUGUUGGCGGAACCACCUACUUUUAUACUGAUAACACCCCCGCUCCAUUAGCGGGAAUGGUGUUUCCAACGUAUCACAUGUACCCACAAACAGCACCUCACGUGGCCUACAUGCAGCCGAAAGCCAAUGCGCCAUCCUUCUUUAUGGCUGACGAACUCCGACAGGAGCUGAUAAACAGACAUUUGAUAACAAUGGCUCAGAUUGAUCAGUCUGAGAACCCUGGAGUGCCAUCUGAGUUGGACAGUUACCACAGCCUCUUUCCCCUGGAACCCCCUCCACCUAACCGUCUUCAGAAAACCAGCAAUUUCAGUUACAUCACUUCCUGUUACAAGGCAGUCAACAGCAAAGAUGACCUGCCUUACUGCCUCAGGAGGAUACAUGGGUUCAGAUUGGUGAACACCAAGUGUAUGAUGCUGGUAGACAUGUGGAAGAAGAUUCAGCACUCCAACACUGUGACCCUCAGAGAGGUCUUCACCACCAAAGCAUUUGGAGACCACUCGCUCGUAUUCUCCUAUGACUUCCACGCGGGUGCAGAGACCAUGUUUAGCAGGCACUUCAACGAUCCUGCUGCAGAUUCGUAUUUUACGAAGAGAAAGUGGGGGCAACAUGAGCUUCCUCCUCCGCGGCAACAUGCGGGUCUGUUACCCGAGUCUCUCAUCUGGGCUUACAUCGUCCAGCUGAGCUCAGCGCUCCGCACCAUUCACACAGCAGGCCUGGCCUGCAGGGUCAUGGACCCCAGUAAAAUCCUCAUCACUGGAAAGACACGGUUACGUGUCAACUGUGUAGGAAUGUUUGAUGUCUUAACAUUUGACAAUAGUCAGACCAACCACCUGGCGCUUAUGCCCCAGUACCAGCAAGCGGAUCUGAUCUCUCUGGGGAAGGUUGUGUUGGCCCUCGCGUGUAACUCUCUAGCUGGAAUACAGAGAGAGAAUCUUCAGAAAGCCAUGGAGCUGGUGUCCAUCAACUACUCUUCUGACCUCAAGAACCUCAUUCUGUACCUGCUCUCAGAACAGAGCCGUCUGCGAAGCGUCAAUGACAUAAUGCCCAUGAUCGGAGCGCGGUUUUACACUCAGCUGGAUGCCUCGCAAAUGAGAAAUGAUGUCAUUGAAGAAGAUUUGGCUAAGGAAGUGCAAAAUGGGCGAUUGUUUCGCUUACUGGCAAAACUGGGGACCAUCAACGAGAGACCGGAGUUCCAGAAAGAUCCAACAUGGUCUGAGACUGGUGACCGUUAUCUGCUGAAGCUCUUCAGAGAUCACCUGUUCCACCAGGUGACUGAGACGGGCACGCCUUGGGUCGACCUUAGCCACAUCGUGUCCUGUCUCAACAAGCUGGAUGCCGGAGUGCCUGAGAAGAUCAGCCUGGUGUCACGGGAUGAGAAGAGCGUACUCGUGGUGACCUACUCGGACCUGAAGCGGUGCUUUGAAAGCACUUUCCAGGAACUGCUGGCCACCGCUAACGGUCCACUGUAGCGCUCGUGCGUCCCCGCGGGAGCGUGCUGGAACUGCCUGAACUAAAGAGCACAUUGCACUACAGCCUGGAACUAUAGGUGCAGAAUGAUUAUCUCACGACCAGGGCGGAGCCAGCUGGUAGCUCACCUCCAGUCAGAUACACUGUUCUGUCCAGAAGAGUUUUUUUCUAAAGCUUAUUUUUUUAGUUUUCACAAAACGCCGCAGCUGCAGAAUUAUGAACUGUACUGAAAGCUGUGAUAUAAUUUUUUUAGACUUGGGAACAACAUAGAAAAUAAGAGACUUCCUGCUUUUAUUUUUAAUUUUUUUAUUUUUUCUCUGGAGGAUGCACUAAAUAUUUUAAGUUCCUUUUUAAGUGAUUGUGCGUGCGUGUCCCACAGGGUGCAUUGAGGACUGUGGCUUCACACGUGAGGAGGGAAUGGAAGAAGUUCACUAGAAAAAUGAAGCAUCUUUUUCUACAUCUUUACAUUUUAAUGAGGUACUACAAGUUGGGACAGACCACUGGUCAGUGCGUGGGGGUUCCUCACCUGAAUCUUUUUGCUUCGACUCUCACAUAGUUGGGACAAACCACUGGGUUUGUUAAUGAGGGGUGAGACGGACCACCUAUGAAUGUGUGGCAUGAGUAUUAUAGGGCCACUCUUCUCAUGCUGUAAUGACUCUUUCAAAAGUCAGCCAUUUUUGGAGGUGGCGGGUGUGCUACUGGUUUUGUGCGGGGUGGGUGUUUUGGGGGAAUUUAACAUCCAUUGCAGGCGCUGACAAAGAGGUGCUUUUCUCCUCUUGCUAUGUAGAAUCGUUUUAUUUCAGUUUUGCAACAUCCUUAUUCUUUUUAUGGAUGCUUUGGAAAUAAGAUGCAAAAUCGAAAUUUAAGGAUGGAUUUAUGUUGUAUUUUUAGUCAGGGUCUCGUGAUAGGAACCAAAGAACUGGACCACACUAGCAAGGGAAACCAGUUCAGUCUCAUUGUGAAAUGCCUCUUUUGUAGAGGAUCAAAAAAUUCUGUCCAUUUCUUUUUUUCUCUCUCUCACUUUCCUUAUUUUUUCAUAAUUUGUUCACUACCUUGGCCCUUUACUGGUCUCCACACUGGUAUCGGUUUGAAUAGUGAAUCUCAGUAGAGCUAUUUUGUGUGUUACUGUUACUAUUCCCUCACCAAAUUGUUGUACAGAGAUGCAUUAUGGGAUGUUUGGAAUAUCACCUCACUAGUGUAGUCUCUUGUGCAAACCCAGCUGGAUUGAAUGGGGGAUUCUGGGCUGUAUUUCGGAUGUCUCCAAGAAUUAUUUUGCCUAUGUGAUGGCACCCACGAAGCAGCUACAAUUCAAUCUCUGAUCUGGAAAACAGUUUUGAAUUUGCUCAGGUUGAACACUUGACCGGUUUAGGCCAAUGAUUGAAUGUGUCUGAUCUGUCAUUGGUGAAUCAAACUGCGGUGAAGAGGGCGGGACCUGCAGUACAGGACACAGAAAGACAGAGCUGCAGUAAGGAUGCUGUGAUUAAAUGUACUAUGGAUUAUCUUAUUUGUCUUCUUUUAGUAAACAGAUCAGUCGGUAAAUAACUUGAACUUGGUGCCAAGCCCCUCUCAAUAGCAGAAACGCGCACACGUACCAUUUACAUUUAAAGCCAGUAUUGGCUCAUAUCAUGUAUUCGGUUUUCAGAUGGAUGCACUCCAAUCGUAGACUUAAACACACAGAAAAUCAUCAUCCUCCACCAUCUCAGUAAAGUUUUAUGCCCUUGUGUUUAUUGUCACAUUUUUGCAAUAUUUGUGUGUACAGCAGUAUUUUAAUAAAGAGUAAUAAAAGUUAA